Messenger RNA from Microcebus murinus (gray mouse lemur), 939 nucleotides. Its product is annotated as olfactory receptor 4F6-like. Gene Ontology annotation, biological process: G protein-coupled receptor signaling pathway. NCBI's taxonomy places the organism in Eukaryota, Metazoa, Chordata, Mammalia, Primates, Cheirogaleidae. Gene Ontology annotation, molecular function: G protein-coupled receptor activity; olfactory receptor activity. Gene Ontology annotation, cellular component: membrane. The record is from RefSeq and is a predicted model, not a curated record.
AUGGACCCAGUAAAUGACUCUGUGGUGACUGAAUUUGUAUUACUGGGACUUGCACACUCCCUGGCAAUGCAGUUUUUCCUUUUUCUCCUCUUCUCUUUAUUCUAUCUGGGAAUUAUCCUUGGAAAUCUCUUCAUUGUAUUCACAGUGAUUUUUGAUCCUCAUUUACACUCCCCCAUGUAUUUUCUACUGGCCAACCUAUCACUCAUUGACUUGGGUCUUUCAUCUACCACAGUUCCUAGGAUGAUCUCUGAUAUUUUCACUGAUUGUAAAGUCAUUUCCUUCCACAAUUGCAUGAUACAAAUGUUCUUCAUCCAUGUUAUGGGAGGAGUUGAGAUGGCACUGCUGAUAGCCAUGGCAUAUGACAGGUACACAGCAAUCUGCAAGCCUCUCCGCUAUCUAACUAUCAUGAAUUCCAAAAUGUGCAUGCUCUUGGUAAUAGCCGCUUGGGUCAUUGGGGUGAUUCACGCUGUGUCUCAGUUUGUUUUUGUUAUAAAUUUACCUUUCUGUGGCCCUAAUAAUGUGGAGAGCUUUUAUUGUGAUUUUCCUCGGGUUAUUAAACUUGCAUGCAUGGACACUUACAGACUAGAAUUUGUAGUCACUGCCAACAGUGGCUUCAUAUCCAUGGGCACCUUCUUUUUUUUAAUUGUGUCGUAUAUCUUUAUUCUCCUCACUGUCCGACAACAUUCUUCAAAUGAUUUAUCCAAAGCAUUCUUCACGUUGUCAGCUCACAUCACUGUAGUGGUUUUGUUUUUCGCUCCAUGCAUGUUUCUCUAUGUGUGGCCUUUCCCUGCUAAGUCACUGGAUAAGUUUUUUGCCAUUGUGGAUUUUGUUAUUACCCCGGUCUUAAAUCCUGCCAUCUAUACUUUAAGGAACAAAGAUAUGAAGGUGGCAAUGAGAAGGCUGAGUCGACAGGUUGUAAGUUCUAGGGAGAUAACCUAA